AAAUGAAUUUAUGAACGUGUGAUUGCCCUGCACAUCUGCCCUUAUGAAGUUAUGAACGUGUGAUUGCCCUGCACAUCUGCCCUUAUGAAGUUAUGAACGUGUGAUUGCCCUGCACAUCUGCCCUUAUGAAGUUAUGAACGUGUGAUUGCCCUGCACAUCUGCCCUUAUGAAGUUAUGAACGUGUAAUUGCCCUCCACAUCUGCCCUUAUGAAGUUAUGAACGUGUGAUUGCCCUCCACAUAUGCCCUUAUGAAGUUAUGAACUUGUGAUUGCCCUGCACAUCUGCCCUUAUGAAGUUAUGAACGUGUAAUUGCCCUGCACAUCUGCCCUUAUGAGGUUAUGAACGUGUGAUUGCCCUGCACAUCUGCCCUUAUGAAGUUAUGACCACAUAUGUUUUAAACAAUUAUACCUUAUUUCCCGAAAUAACGAAUGGUUUGAUUUUCAUGUAUACAUAUGUACGUAUAAUGCUGUAAUAAUUUAUGGAUGACUGUUAGGCCACGGGGUGAGGUUUUGAAGAGCAAAAUCUUCAUUAAGUUCAUAGCUUUUCACAAUUAUGUAGAAUCAGCGAGUUCUCUGAAUCGGAAAUGACUUCCAAUACAUGCAUGUAAAAACAACUAUUUAGGCAUAUUGAAAUGCAUUUUGGUUGGAAAGCCAAGCCGUUCCUUUAAUUGAACAAUGAAAGUUCAUAUCAUGUUUACAUCCGGAUAUUAAAAACAUCGAUUUUAAAUAUGCCUGAAACUGAAUUACACAUGAUUAUAGAAGCACUUAACAACGAAGUUAGGAAAACUGUGAUUUCGGUGAACGCGGAAGUUUAGGAAAUCUAAAGUGAAUAAAAACUGAAGAGCCUGCCAUUGAAGCGCGGAAGUUUUUAGAUCGUGUGUCACGAUUUGAUUCACACAUAGUUUGGAAACUAAGCAAUAUUAUUUCACUAAUUCAGUAUCAGAAAAUCCUAAGAAAGGACUCCAAUAUGAACCUGUUAGAAAGAAUUUGCACCUGUAUGCGCAAUACGUCACACACAGAGGACCGCAAAAAACCAUGACGUAUCGAGGUUCAACUGUCAACAUGGUAGACUGCGGUAAUGUACGCUGUUAUCAGGAAAGACGUUUAAUUAAAAAGGAAUUGAUGUCAUGGAGUAAAAAGAUUCCACUAGUCGUUGGUUUGGAAGCAGUAGCAGAACAAGUGGGAAGCCGAAGGAAAGUUAGAAAACUGUUUGAACCAUUCAAUUGCCUUGAACCUAAAGAGCCACAGGAUUGGGAACCGGAGGAGAACUGUUUUUACUGUAAAGACCGCAUUCAACUUCUGUUUGAUGCGAUAGAAAAGUCAGACUCGCGAGAAGGAGGAAAAAUUCUCAAAGACCAUCCUAGCUUACGACAUUUAGGUGAAGUGCUACCUUUCCUGCCGCAGUUCUACACCAGUGAUUUUGGGCGGGACAUCCUCACGGACAUCAAGUCUGGAAGUAACGAGGCGACGCCCACUCCCCCACCCCCUCCCAGUGACCCCUCACCAAGACCCAACAUCGAGCUCAAGGUCCCUGCUGUCUCAUCUCCUGGUCCAAGUAACAAAUCAAAAAAGGAGAGCCCCCAGAAUGGGAAGAAGGGCUACUCAAAUGAGGACCUAAGUGCCGCCAUGACAGAGGUCAAGAAUGGGAAAUUAGGAACCCGUCGGGCCGCCUCACUGUAUGGAGUGCCUCGAUCCACUCUCAGGAAUAAGAUGUUUAAGCCAGAAGAAGAGGAGUGCCAGAUAUCCGCAGCCAUGUUGAUGGAGGAUGACAAUUCCAGUAGUGAUGUUCCCCGCCACCUCCUGGCUCCCAGCGACGUCCCUAGCCUCAAACAUCUUCAACAGUUCUCAUUCCAGGAUAGACCCCUCAUGUUGACAGACCUGUUACAGUUGUCAUCUCUGCAGUACAUGGCACCGAUGGCGAUCCCAUACUUUUUGACACCGGAGAUGAUCAGCAUGCAGUAUGCAGAGGAGACCGAGUUGGAGCGCAGGAUACAGGCCAUCCGCCAUAAACACAACAUCUCUAGGGCGUCCAUGUCCCACUACAAGGCAAAGGCUUUAGCCAACCACAAGAUGAAGCCAUUCCAAUAUGAGCUGAUACGAAAACUGACACGGGAACGAUAUCAGCAGGAAAUGAAGUCACUGAAAGGGAAGAAAAGAGAAGAGAAGGCCAGCCAUAGCCUUGAAUCUCGUGACUUUAAACUUAGCCCCCAGUCGCACCGUGCUAAACCCAUUCGUGAGUACAGCUCCCCCACACCACCCCCGAACAAGAGAAGCAAGCGCGAGCACAAAAACAUUCCAAUGCUGGACUCUGGCGCUGUUUUACAGUCAGCGCUGUACAAGGCCUUAAAUGUAAACCAUCCAUUCCUAUCAACUGUCAAUGAGUCCAAUUCAUCUGAAUCAGACACUGCCGAGCACACACCAGAUUUUACCUUCCAGUCUCAUCCAUCUCCAGAGGGAGCAGGUCAAGGAAAGGAGGAGGAUAUUGAAAGAAAGAUAUAUGAUAGCCUGUUUAAAUAUGAGAACACAAGGAUUGGAGAUACCCUUAAAGACAUUAUUGUGAAGACAAUUUCAGAGAAAGUGAAGUGUAAGCUGGAAUCUACAGACUUCUCAGGGCUUAUUGGUGCCUCUUCUAGUCAAGCAGACAAGCAGAAAGCCAAGGAGACCAUUCUGUCUGCCUUUUCCUUGCCAGACACUGCUGCCUCUCCACCUAAGAGAAGUAGGCGUGGCUCUCACUCACGUGAAGCAAACGGAGCCAAGUCAUCAUCUACAACUCCAUCUUCAACCUCAACUUUAUCAAAUGCCUCAAACUCAUCCUCAUCUGGAAGCCCAGUAAAGAAAACCCGUCCGAAGAGAGGUCAGUACAGGAAGUACAACAGCCAGCUGCUUACUGAGGCUGUGAAGGCCGUCCAGAGAGGGGAAAUGAGUGUCCACAGGGCUGGCAGCUACUACGGGGUACCACACUCCACAUUGGAGUACAAAGUAAAAGAACGCCACCUUUUGAGGCAAAAGAAAAUUAAGGAGCAGCAAGAAUUGAAGCAAAAGCAGGCUGAAGAGGAGGCUAAAAAGAAAGAAGAGGCUGGCAAUUCAACCAGUUCAUCUGAUAGGGAAUCUUCUCCAGUGAAGAAAACUGCAGCUGGAGACUCGACCAAUCAUUCAAGCGCUAAGUCAAGCCCCCCUGCUACAGGUGCAUCCUCCUGGCUGCCGCCAAUAAGCAGUGGAUCCCUGUAUGAGAAUGCAGCGGCCCUUGGGUUGUUUGGUUCAGGCUAUGCCUUGAAUGCUCCGGCCUCAGACCUACUGAGGAAACUGCAGCACAAAGUUCAAAGUUGAACAUUUUGAAAACCAGACCGUUUAACCAUCAUCAUCAUCAACAUCAUUGCUAUCAUCUUCAUCACCGUGGUGUUGUUAUCAUCAAUGUGGUGUUGUUGUUGUUAUUGUUUAGUCAGCUAUUUUGAAAAAGGGUCUUAAAAUUCACUGAACAGUUUGUUAAGAAUUGUUUAAAUGCUGUUGUUAUUUUUUAUAUGUUUUUGUCAUGUUUUUUUGUCAUUCCUAAGUCAUACUAUGAAAACAUGUAACAUUAAACGGACUAGCAAACUGAUGGAUUUUUGUCGAUCAAGAAAAGAGUGACAUUUACCAAAUGAUUUAACAGAGAAUCAGAAUGUUAUCUGUAUUAAACCUAGAUUUGUUUAAAAAAUUGAGACUAAUAGUUAUUGUGCAGUCAUUAUUACUAUAAAGAUAUGAAAUUUGAACACAAAUGAUUCUUGCUAAAGGCUGCCAUGGAAUUGUAGAUGUCAAGACUUUUUAUCAAUUGACAGAGCCUUAUGAGGAUUUAUGGUCUAUAUUUAACUUAAAUUGUGUGUGUGCGGUGAUAAUAUUGUUGUUUUUCAUAUUUAAGUGUAUAUUUGUCGUUGUUUUGUUUUAUAUACCGUUUAAAUUAAUUGUUUUAAUUUAUUAUUAGUUCUAGUUAUUUCAAAUUUAACAUUUUCCAUCACCUGGAUUUUGUGUUUGAUAAUUUGUUUAUGCUUUAAAUAAUGAAUAUAUUACUAUUUAUGCUUAUUUCUCCUUUUGAGUUGUCAACUUAAUGUCUUCAUAAAAACACUUGGAUUUCAACAAAAUGAUACAAAUAUUAUACAUUUUUGAUCAAAGUAGUAUUUUUAAUAUUUAAUUCAGGCUUUUGUAUUAAUCAACUAUGAUUUAAAAUAUGGUAUUACCCAAGUAAUUGAAUAUGACAUAUUCACCUUGAUUUAGAAUAUGGAGACCCCAGUAAUCAAAUGUGACACAUUCCUCCUUAUUUUAGAAUAUGGUGACCGCAGUAUUUGGAUGUAACAUAUUCACCUUGUUUAAGAAUACGGUGACCCCAGUUACUGGAUGUGACACAUUCUCCCUUGAUUUAGAAUAUGGUGACCCCAGUUAUUGAAUGUGACAUAAUAACCUUGAUAUAGAAUAUGGAGACCCCAGUAAUUGAAUGUGACACAUUCCCUUGAUUAAGAUUAUGUUGACACCAGUAAUUGAAUAUGACAUAUUUACCAUGACCAGAACCUUUCUCAAAGGUAUGUCUGACUUUACAGCAUUUUCUCUUUGGGUUUUAAAUGAAAUUUAAUGAGAUAAAAAAGACACAUAUGUCACCUCUAUGCCACCAAAGAAUGCCUUGAAAAAUGGUUGUAAUUAUUUGAAUGGCUAUGUUAAGUGGACUUAUGAAAACAAUAUAAAAUCCCAAUAAUUUUAGUGUCAAGAGGAGUAUUUUAAUUAGAUUAUGAUUUUUAUAGUGAAUGUCAUUUGAGAUAUUUUUUAGUCAAUUACGAUUGUUUUUGAUGAGAAAAAAUAAAAUUGCAUUAAUAUUUUUGUUAUCAAUGUCAACUAUUUUUGUGCAUUAUAAAUCUACUUUUUAGAAUUGUCUCAUGAUAAGUAAUAACAUUUAUUUGCAUGUGGUUUUAUUUCAUCACACACUUAUUGAGAUAUUCCUUGCACAGCAAUGAUUGCUCAUGUUCUUGUUCUAAACAAUGGCUUUGUGAAGGGUUUGAAUAGUAAUCCAUUAAAUUGCAUUCAGUUAUAGUGAUUGGGUGCAGUCUGAUUGAUUUUUAAUGGUUUUUAGAUAAUCAAUUAAACCAGAAUCGAACUUGGUGAGAAAUGUGUGCAUAUUGAAGUAGGAGUGUAAACAAUUUGACAAAUGCACACGUUGUUUAUACAUAUAUGUGAAUAGACUGACAUUUUUCAUGGGGCCAAAAAAUAAAUGGUUUGGUUAGGGUUACAUCCUUUACAAAAAAAACAGGUUGGUUAUACAUACCGGUAGGUAGGCUUUUUAUUUUAUUUUUGUUUCAUUAGGCUUUAUAUAGGAAAGUUAUUGUCAUUGUUGGAGAAUGUUGUUUAAGUAAUCUUCUGUAUAAAGCUUUAAAGGUUUUAAACUACAUAUUAAAACACACACUCAAGAAAAAUAAUAUAAUAAUGAUAUAUAUAAUAAAAAAUAUUUUUAUUUAUAUUAAUAUAUUAUUUAUUUUAUAGGAUCGGCACCUAUUUCGUAGGUAGGGUCUGGUUAUCCAAACCAAAUGUUGUUGUUUUUUAGGCCUGGUCAUAGGGACACAUAAAAAACUUCACAAUUUUAAAAACAAAGUUGCAUAAUAAGCUAUUUUUGUUAAAGACAUUGAUCCAAAGAAAAUCAUAGACUGUAAAGGAGGUUUUUGCUUUAUAAAUCAUACCACAACCUUGAUAAUUUUAUGUUAUAAUAUUUUAAUGCUUUGUUACAUUUACUUGCAGUAAAUGGUAUGCCAUUUAAGACGUGUUAUAUACUGAUUGAUGGUAUCUAUUCUCGCCGUGCUAUUCAGAAUACCAAUUAGCCAGAUUUUUAAAAUCACCCUAGGUUUUUGCAAAGUAUGUAAAACAGUUUUAUGCUCGGAAUACUAAUAAGCCUGUUUGUUCUUUUUAAAAUCAUCACUAUUUUUUUUUGAUGAAUUAAAAUAUUAACUUUGACAAAGUGUACACAGAUUUUCGCUGAAUAGUGUUUGAAAAUGAAAAAUGUUGACAUUAUUGACUUAAUUUAAGCAUCCUUGAUCUUGACCUAUAGCUUAUAUCAAUUUACUUCAUUAUAUUUAUUAUUACUGUCAUAAGUACCUUUGCCUUAUCUGUAAGAAUUUUUACAUAACUAUGAUAUCUACUGGGUGCUGAUUUAAUAUUUUCUGCUUUAAACAUAAAUCAUAAAUUCACUUUUUUAUUUAUAUCUGUGUUUAUCCUAUUUAUUUAAAUUAAUUAGUUUUGUAUUCAAAUUUACAUUUUAAAGUCUAUGUAAAAUAUUUAUGUUUAGAGGUGGGGUUUUUUUAAUGGUGCAUUGAUCAUAUUGAUUGUUCUGUGCAAUGUAUGAAUAUUCUAGUCCCUAACUUUUAUGUAUGACAUUGUUUUACCUCGAUUUGCGUUUCUCUGUGGUGGAUAGAAAUCUCAUAUGAUCUAGUCAAUGAAUAUGAAAUUAUUUUGUUUUUAUAUUUAUUUUUGUGCUUAAGAGUUAUACUACUUUUGUGUAGAAGCAUGACAAACAUAUAAGGAUUACUUUGUAUGGCAGCGUCAUCUGCUUCAUGGUCUAACGUAAGUUUCCGCUAAAUAUUUUUUCAAUCACUUCUUGUUGAGUCUUCAAACUUGGUAUGCACAUUGGUAGAAGUCAGUAGAUGACCCAUAUUUAUUUUUGGGUCAAAACUUCACACUCAUGGUGGUAUUUACUAAAAUAUAUGGCUCUUUCAUUUCUGAUCAAGAACUUUUGAAUGACUUGAUGCAGAGUUUUCAAACUUGGUAUGCACUCUGGUCAUAAUCAGGAGAUGACCCAAAAUGAUUUUGGGUUCAAUAGGCCAUAGAUUAAGGUAUUUUUUACCUAAGCUAGAAAAAUAACAACUUUUUAUUAAUAACUUUUGAACAAUUCUGUGUCAAGUUUUCAAACUUGGUAUGCAUGUAAGUCAUGGUCAGUAGAUAACCCGAAAUGAUAUUGGAAUCAACAGGCGAAAGGUUAAGGAGUUUUUUGCCUUUUCUAGAAAAAUUAGGACAAAUUUUUGUUCAUGUCUUUUAAACAACUCUGUGUAAAGUCUUCAAACUUGGUAUGCAUGUUGGUCAUGGUCACUUGAGUAGAAUACAGGUGCUACUGAUAGUUGACACAUCUGAAUUUGCGGAAUUCUAUUUAUUUGAGUACAUUUCAACUGUAUACUUACAAAAUGUGCUCUUGCACCUUGGUGUAUAUUUGUUUUAGAUACAGUCAUGUGUAUGACUUACUCAUGUUCAUUGAAUCUCAUUUUACAAUCCUCAUAAACUAUGUUAUUUUUCACUUUUAGAGUUCAUACAAGUUACAUUGUAGUCUGAUCAUUCCAAAUAUUCAGCAGUGGCUUUAAAAUAUUGUUUAUGGACAAGUUUGCAGACUGAUCUAGUCAAACUGAAUUCUUUGUAAAUAUAAUCCAUCUUGUGUGUUUAAUAUUACCAAAUACAUCAUUGUUAUUGUUUGUAUGCACCUCUUCUUUGGUUCAAAUCAAACAAGUUAACACAAAUAAACCUUGAACAUAAUUUUUUAUGACACAGAGAGUCAAACUGUGAUCGUUUGAGGACGCCGGGGCCCGAACAACCCAAGUUUCAAUUUAGUCUCUUAUGAAAUGUCUUACAAUGUAUUUUUAAAGUUUAAAGUUGUAUAGAUAUAAUACAUUUCUUAUUAAUCACCCAUUGACUCUUCAUUGUGUUAAUGAACCAUAUCAAUUUUGAUUCUGAAUUGGUGCUUAGAAUUCAUUCUGUGAAGAGUUUUGACAUUUUUUUUUAGUAAAUGAAGGAUUCUUUUCAGAUCACUAUUCUAUAUGUUCGAUCACACAUGUAUGUACAUGCAUCAGGGGUUCUAAAGUUCCGGAUUAAUCCUAGAAUCAGGAUAGAGAGCUAUUAACUUUAGACUAUCAUACAGUUUUGAAUAAAUGUUUUUCACUUAGAAAUUUCAAUAAAAAGUAGUAUGAAAUACCUUAAAAUGAAUAUAAAUCACUUUGCAGACAAUUUCAAAGCAUUUGAAGCCCAUGUACCCGGCUUUGGGCAUUAACCACCCAUACUCAAAUAGAACCCUGGUCCCAAUUUCUCUAAACAUUUUAAGUCCCUUAUAACAGGAUUAAGCUAAGCUCACUAUUUUUGUUGGUUUAUAAUAUGCGUUAUAUUAACUUCUUUAGGAGUGUUAGGAAUUAUAUAGAAAUAACUUGUAUGAUAAUCACAAUAAAUCAUUUUUCAUUUAACAAAAUACAUUUUCUGUAUGUAUUUUGGUUAAUUGAAAUAAGCUUCUUAAGCAGCUAAGUUAAGCCUGUUUAGCUUAAGAAGUAUCGAGAAAUUGGGGCCUGGCUAUUAUUUUCAAGAUUGACCCUUAUUAGCUGUAAGAACCCCUCAUGUACAUGUGGGUACAUUUGUACAUGUAUGAUGGGUAUGUACAUUGCUUUUUCCUCAAUAUUGUUGCUUAUAAGAUCAGUGCCUUGGCUUGUGUAUUGUUUUUCAUAUUAACUGAUCCAUAUAUUUUAUAAGGUUCAUUUUUCUUUGUCCAAUCUUUUGUAUUGUCGAUAUGGAAUAAUCAUUCCAUGAGAGAUAUAUUUAUACAUGUAUGAACUGUAUGAUUUACAUGUGGAUAUACAUUAUAUGUAUAUGUAUUGUAAAAUUCUAUUUAUCUAUUCUUUUAUUUCAAUAAAAUUAUUGGAAUCUCA
Molecule: messenger RNA, 8677 nt
Organism: Mya arenaria
Lineage: Eukaryota; Metazoa; Mollusca; Bivalvia; Myida; Myidae
Product: mushroom body large-type Kenyon cell-specific protein 1-like
Exons: 11
Coding region: 1035-3326 (763 amino acids)
Biological process (GO): regulation of transcription by RNA polymerase II
Cellular component (GO): nucleus
Molecular function (GO): DNA binding
Source: RefSeq, a predicted model, not a curated record